UGAUCACGUGACCCUUCAUCCGCGCGGAAUUCAGGCUCCGGCGGCGCUUGUAGUUUGCAGGGGGUGCUGUUGUUGGAAGAAGCUCGGGAAGCAGAAGAAAUGGCGGAUUCCUCUGAGUCGAACAUGGCUACCAGCCCAGUGCAGAACUCUCGCCGAGGAGAGGCCUUCACAUCCAGUCCAGGGAGAGAUCUACCACCCUUCGAGGAUGAGUCUGAAGGACUCCUGGGGACAGAGGGACUCCCUGAUGAAGAGGACGAAGAUGGAGAGGAGUUGAUUGGUGAAGGGAUGGAAAGGGACUAUCGUCCUAUUCCUGAGCUUGAUGUCUAUGAAGCUGAAGGUUUAGCCUUGAAUGAUGAAGAUCUGGAAGAGCUAACUGCCAGCCAAAGAGAAGCUGCAGAACGUGCAAUGAGACAGAGGGACCGUGAGAUGGGUCGAGGCCUGGGCCGCAUGCGGAGUGGACUGCUUUAUGAGAGUGAUGAUGAAGAUGAGGGUCGUCCUUUGCGGAAGAGGCGCCUGGCUGAACGGGCUGCUGAAGGUAUGGAGGAAGAGGAGGAAGACAUGAUCGAAAGCAUAGAGAACCUGGAAGACAUGAAGGGGCAUUCGGUGAGAGAAUGGGUGUCCAUGGCAGCUCCCCGUCUUGAGAUCUACCAUCGCUUCAAGAACUUCCUAAAGACCCAUGUGGAUGAUCAUGGUCACAAUGUCUUCAAAGAGAGGAUCAGUGACAUGUGUAAAGAGAAUAAAGAGAGUGUGGUGGUGAAUUAUGAAGAUUUGGCUGCCCGGGAACAUGUCCUUGCCUACUUCCUUCCGGAAGCCCCAGCUGAGAUGUUGAAGAUCUUCGAUGAAGCAGCCAAGGAAGUAGUAAUGGCUAUGUAUCCCAAAUAUGACCGGAUUGCUCAGGAAAUCCAUGUCCGCAUCUCACAUCUACCUCUGGUGGAGGAGUUACGAUCACUUAGGCAAUUACAUCUAAACCAGCUUAUCCGGACAAGUGGAGUUGUGACAAGCUGUACAGGGGUCCUUCCCCAGCUCAGCAUGAUCAAGUAUAAUUGUACCAAAUGUGGUUUUGUCUUGGGGCCUUUCUCACAGUCUCAAAACCAAGAAGUAAAACCAGGAUCUUGCCCAGAGUGUCAAUCUGUUGGUCCCUUUGAUAUCAACAUGGAAGAGACAGUCUACCAGAACUAUCAGCGCAUCAAAAUCCAGGAGAGCCCAGGGAAGGUGGCAGCUGGCAGGCUUCCUCGCUCAAAGGAUGCCAUUUUACUGGCUGACCUGGUUGACAGUUGCAAGCCAGGAGAUGAGAUUGAGCUAACUGGAAUAUACCAUAAUAAUUAUGAUGGCUCUUUGAAUACUGCGAAUGGGUUUCCAGUGUUUGCGACUGUGAUCCUGGCCAAUCACAUCACCAAGAAAGAUAAUAAGGUGGCCGUUGGGGAGCUCACAGAUGAGGAUAUGAAAGUUAUUGUAGGACUGUCUAAAGAUGAGCAGAUUGGAGAGAAAAUCUUUGCCAGCAUUGCUCCUUCCAUCUAUGGGCAUGAAGAUAUCAAAAGGGGGCUGGCUCUAGCCCUGUUUGGAGGAGAACCCAAAAACCCAGGAGGAAAACACAAAGUCCGUGGAGACAUCAAUAUGUUGCUUUGUGGCGAUCCUGGCACAGCCAAGUCUCAGUUCCUCAAAUAUGUGGAGAAAGUAGCCAGCAGAGCGAUAUUCACCACCGGCCAGGGAGCUUCUGCAGUUGGUCUGACUGCCUAUGUGCAGAGACAUCCUGUAACCAAGGAAUGGACCUUGGAGGCUGGAGCCCUGGUGCUGGCAGACAGAGGGGUGUGCUUGAUAGAUGAAUUUGACAAGAUGAACGAUCAGGAUAGGACCAGCAUCCACGAAGCCAUGGAACAGCAGAGCAUUUCCAUCUCCAAGGCUGGCAUUGUCACCUCUCUACAAGCUCGCUGCACUGUUAUUGCUGCUGCCAACCCCAUAGGCGGGCGCUAUGACCCUUCUUUGACUUUCUCAGAAAACGUUGACCUGACCGAGCCCAUCAUAUCUCGCUUUGAUAUCCUGUGUGUGGUCAGGGACACUGUGGAUCCUGUUCAGGAUGAGAUGCUGGCUCGAUUUGUUGUCAGUAGCCACAUUAAGCAUCACCCAAACAGCAAGGAUGCAGUAAAUGGAGAGUCUCAAGAGAUUAUCCUCCCUAAUUCUUAUGGCGUAGAGCCUAUUCCACAGGAGGUCCUGAAGAAAUACAUUAUUUACGCAAAGGAAAAAGUCCAUCCCAAACUCAAUCAGAUGGACCAGGACAAAGUGGCCAGGAUGUAUAGUGAACUCAGGAAAGAAUCCAUGGCAACUGGGAGUAUCCCCAUCACAGUGCGUCACAUAGAGUCCAUGAUCCGAAUGGCGGAGGCUCAUGCUCGCAUGCACCUGCGGGAUUACGUGGUGGAGGACGAUGUCAACAUGGCCAUCAGGGUCAUGCUGGAGAGUUUCAUCGACACACAGAAGUUUAGUGUUAUGAGAAGCAUGCGGAAGACUUUUUCCCGAUACCUUGCCUUCAGGAGGGAUAACAACGAGCUCUUGCUGUUCAUUUUGAAACAACUUGUAUCAGAACAGAUGACGUAUCAGAGGAAUCGCUAUGGAGCACAACAGGACACCACUGAAGUGCCGGAGAAAGACUUAAUUGAUAAGGCCCGUCAAAUCAACAUCCACAAUCUUUCUGCCUUCUUCGAUAGUGAUUUGUUCAAGAUGAACAAGUUCAGCCGUGACAUCAAGCGAAAAUUAAUCGUGCAAAAUUUCUGAGGCAAUGACUUCGCAAGCGGUUGGAGACAAAAGCAGUUCAGAGCUAUGCUUCCUCUUCUGUUGCAGCAACACGUGGCAAUCCUCAAGGCUCUUCCUUAUAUCUAUUUCAGAAAAGAACUAGGAAACUGCUCUGCUGAAAGGCCUGUAAAUAGAAUAAGAAUAGAAUGGAAUGGUCCUGUGGUUAAAAAAAAAAAAAAAACAGAACUGCUGUGAGCCUGCAUUUGCUGGAUGAAGCCCCAGAGGAAUUGUUUCCUAUUGGCCUCAUUUUGGAAAUUGGACUUGACAUUGGUAGUGGUGAAUGGGUCAUCUCCAAUAAGCAGUACCGCUAUUCUCAAGUUCACUUUAAAGCAUCUGCGGCUUUCCAUUUCCUCUCAUUGUACCCUGCUUAUUGUUUCAUGUGCUUGUGUAUGAAAAUUGAAAACAGCCUGUGUUGAAGAUUAGUAGAAAUUCACAUUUUGUCUUCCUUUUAGAACUAUGUUAUGCUUUAUGCCAAAACAGAGAUGUACAAAAUUAGUUGGCGUGGCACCGACAUGCCAGGAGCACCCCAAAAUCAUGUCAAGCAGUUCAGCAGCAUGGGCCAGAGAAGGUUUAGCACAGUUCUGCAGAAGUUAUCUUCCCAAAGUAAUAUUUUUUACAUAUCCCUGAAGAUGUUUUUUCUCAUAUAUUUGCCCAAUAAAGUUGUAAUAGGAAAACAUUUACUAAAAAAUAUCCCCAAAGAUAUUAAAAUAACUUCUUAAAAAUAAAGGCAGAAAUUGGCUUGCUGUUUAAAAAGUUCUAUAUUCCAAAAUUCACUGCUUCACAUUUUAACAAUAUGCUUUUUGAAUAAUAUUUAUCAUUUUUCCUCUGUUGUUUGAACUCCUGUUGUAAUAAAGAUAACUUAAAGCCAGUGUAACACUUAAACUUUACAAAUCCAUUUUUGUAUCAGCUUUGGCUGGAGAUGGUACUUCAUCAAAUACCUGGGUUCUCCCCAGCUUUUUAGCAAGCGGAAUCAGAAAGAGUAAAUGUCUAAAACCCAACUUUUAUGCAGAAGCAAGAUUUCUUCUGGAAAAAUAGCAGGAAUGAAUUGUUCACCAGUAACUAAUACCUGUCCUGAAUUUUUGAUACAAGAUAUUAAAUGCUAAAGAUAGAACAUCUGUAUGUCCCUCCUAAUGCAAAAUGUUUCUUUUGCACUAGAUGUUGAUUAUUGCUGAGAGAUGAGGGGUGAAGUAAAUAAAGAAGUAAAUACAGCAAGCUUUAGGCUUGCCUACCCAUGAUCUAAAUCACCAAGCCAAGAACCUCUGAUUUUAUUUCCACUUUUGUGCUUUAAAUUAUUUCCUGUUUAGAACUCUUCUGAAUGUUCACAACCCAAUUCUAUGGAAUGGAAUGGUCGUUCUCUUCUACUGUGUUUGUAGUUCCAUUAGUAACUUUUCAUGUUGUGUCUAUUUUAAGGGGAUCUCCGAGAAGUCUACUUGAGAGAGAAUCCUGUUUAUUAUGCAACAUCGCCUACAUAUCGCUGCAAUCUAGAAGUUCUAACCUUUUUCUUAAUAGGCUCUAGUGUUUGAUUGAUUUCAAAUAUAUUCAACGGUAAUGUAAUGGUUUACCUUUAAUUUCCAGAAUGUUCAACAUUGCCAGAUGCCUUAUGUAGACUAAUAAAAAAACAUAAAAAUAGAAUAUCCAUUUUUGCGA
Molecule: messenger RNA, 4431 nt
Organism: Pantherophis guttatus
Lineage: Eukaryota; Metazoa; Chordata; Lepidosauria; Squamata; Colubridae
Gene: MCM2
Product: minichromosome maintenance complex component 2
Biological process (GO): mitotic DNA replication initiation; DNA replication; double-strand break repair via break-induced replication
Cellular component (GO): MCM complex; nucleus
Molecular function (GO): ATP binding; single-stranded DNA binding; single-stranded DNA helicase activity
Source: RefSeq, a predicted model, not a curated record